CAACAUACAAAGAGAAACUUUUGAGGGACCAUUGGCUUUCCACUUUCCUACUAUUCUCUCUUCUUGUGUGUGUGCGUGCGUGCCUAACAUUCUUUGAAAAAGAAAUCCCCCAUUUCAAGACUUAACAUUCUCAGAAUCUCAACACAAAUAUUAUUAAAUUUAUUUGAUAUUUCAAAGCUCCAUCAACGCCUUCUUUCACGUCUCCACUCGUUUUCAUAUCUCUGUUUAAUUUAUAGGAAAAACCCAUAAUACCCCAUUUCUUAUAUAGUGGAGUAUGACCCUUUACCUUCCAAAGCUUCGAUCUUGAAUCUGUGUUUUGAAACAAUGAAGAGUAGACAUAGUGUUAAAGUAUCUGUAAAAUGGAUACCCAUUUUCUCAAUUGCUUUCUUCUUCAUUGGUAUGCUAUUUUCUAACAGAUUGUGGUCUGCAAGUGAAUCUGGGAGUCAGCUAAUAGCUCAGCAUAGAAGGGACCAAGAACUUCAAGUUGUUUCUGAGGAUUGUAAUGACAAAAAGAAGAAACAAGGACAAGAUAAGGAUGUAAUGCAAGAGGUGUACAAAACCCAUGAAGCAAUUCAAUCAUUGGACAAGUCAAUUGCUAUGCUUCAGAUGGAGUUGGCAGCCACUAGGAGUACACAAGAGACAAAGGUGGUUGAUCAGUCUUCCAAUUCUUCGAAUGGCCCUCCAAGGAAGAAAGUUUUUGUGGUAAUUGGAAUUAAUACUGCUUUUAGCAGUAGGAAGAGGCGGGAUUCGGUUAGAGAAACUUGGAUGCCUCAAGGGGACAAGCUUCGCAGACUGGAGAAAGAGAAGGGAAUUGUUGUCCGCUUCAUGAUUGGUCACAGUGCAACAUCUAAGAGCAUACUGGAUCGCGCUAUUGAUUCUGAAGAAGCUCAACAUAAAGACUUCCUCAGGCUGGAGCAUGUUGAAGGAUAUCAUGAGCUCUCUGCCAAAACUAAGAUUUUCUUUUCUACUGCUGUUGCAAAAUGGGAUGCUGAUUUCUACGUCAAGGUUGAUGAUGACGUCCACGUCAAUUUGGGCAUGCUAGCUGCAACUCUAGCUCGUCAUCGGUCCAAGCCCAGAAUUUACAUUGGGUGUAUGAAAUCUGGACCUGUUCUUGCUCAAAAGAGUGUUAAGUACCAUGAGCCAGAGUACUGGAAAUUUGGAGAAGAUGGAAACAAAUACUUCCGACAUGCAACCGGUCAGAUCUAUGCUAUCUCCAAGGACUUGGCCACAUACAUAUCAAUCAAUCAGCCUAUAUUGCACAAGUAUGCGAAUGAAGACGUGUCACUAGGGUCUUGGUUUAUCGGUCUUGAAGUUGAGCACAUUGAUGAACGCACUAUGUGCUGUGGAACUCCUCCAGAUUGUGACUGGAAAGCUGAGGCAGGUAAUGUAUGUGUUGCCUCCUUUGACUGGAGCUGCAGUGGAAUUUGUAAAUCAGUAGAGAAGCUAAAAUAUGUCCACGAAAAGUGCGGGGAAGGGGAAGAAGCUCUUUGGAAUGCUCUCUUCUGACUUUGCUUGAGAAAUAGAGGGUUAAUGAUUCUUGCUGAGACAUAGCUGUCGGACGAUAUCCAUCUCGCUGGCUGUUUUUGAUUGCCAAAAUUUUCCACCGAAAACGUUUAGUCCAGCAGUUUGUAUAAUAUGAAACUGUUAGAUUGAAAAGAGCAUGUUUGUUGUAGAAUAUAUCCUUUUUGCUAAUUCCUUUCAGCAUACGAGAGGACCUUUAGAUGUGUACUCACAUUCUUUAUGGUGGAGCUAUUGUAAUUCUGGUGGUGGGGAGGUUCAGCUGUUGUUAUCUUAUUUGGUGCUUAUUCUAGUUUGUGAGUACAUUUUUAGUUGCGAUGAAGUUUUGAGGAAAGAAAAGAAAUUUAUGACACAGUAGUUCUUGCUC
This is a messenger RNA of Lycium barbarum (goji berry), 1885 nucleotides long. Its product is annotated as beta-1,3-galactosyltransferase 7. The record is from RefSeq and is a predicted model, not a curated record. Gene Ontology annotation, molecular function: beta-1,3-galactosyltransferase activity. NCBI's taxonomy places the organism in Eukaryota, Viridiplantae, Streptophyta, Magnoliopsida, Solanales, Solanaceae. Gene Ontology annotation, cellular component: Golgi membrane. The transcript has 11 exons. Bases 325 to 1506 code for a protein of 393 amino acids.